UAUAAAUAUAACCUUAAUUCAGGCGCCUUUAUGCAAUUUCACUGUGUUCUUUGGUGCAAAUGGAGCGCGAAAAGAAAAAAAUGUGGUGUAGGAGGCAGUUAAUAGUGAAAGCCUUGGAAAUAAAAAAUGAGGAAGAGUAUAGGUUGAUGCUGGAAGGGGACGAGGACGCCCUCUAUCCUCCCUGGUUCUUCACGUGGGUGGAGGAGAACAAACUGGCGGCGUUCGCGUGGCCGCAAACAAGAGGCAAUUUGGAAUUUCUUUGGGAAGGAGGCAUAAGGCACAUAGUAACACUUUGCCCAGAGAAGGUACCGCCACUGGCAAAUUCAAAAUUUGAAUGGACUUUCAUUCCCGUCACGGAAUGUCAAGCGCCUUCGAUAGAAGAUAUUUUCAAGUUCAUCAGAGUGGUGCAAUGGUGUCGUAAAAAUAACAAGCCACUAGGAGUUCAUUGCCGAAUGGGACUGGGUAGGACCGGUGUCAUGGUGGCCGUCUACCUCAUGUAUUUUCACGGUCUGGAGGCCGAUCAGGCCUUAAAAAAUUUACGUUACCUUCGACCGGGUUCUGUGGAUUCACCGGAGCAGGAGGAUUGCGUACUCAACUACAGAGUUACAGCCAAGAUCGCGAACGCCGCCAGGAUUAAGAGGAUAACGAAAAGGCCGGACCAUUUUCUCGACAUUCUGAAAGGAUCGACACGAGACGGGGUUUGGGGAUUGCCCCGCAAAUGGCUCAAGUAGAUUUUUUGUUGAUAUCGUAAAUAUAAGUGUUUAGAUGAUAGUAUAUCGACGUUUAAGCUGCUUAGUUUCCAAGGGUGUUGAAUUUUCUCCAAGUACAUAAUGUAAUUUUAAAUGUAGAUAUUUUUUUUCAAU
This is a messenger RNA of Anoplophora glabripennis (Asian longhorned beetle), 863 nucleotides long. Its product is annotated as dual specificity protein phosphatase 23-like. Gene Ontology annotation, molecular function: protein tyrosine/serine/threonine phosphatase activity. Gene Ontology annotation, biological process: protein dephosphorylation; cilium assembly. The record is from RefSeq and is a predicted model, not a curated record. The transcript has 4 exons. The coding region runs from base 60 to 731 and encodes 223 amino acids. Lineage: Eukaryota; Metazoa; Arthropoda; Insecta; Coleoptera; Cerambycidae.